Etheostoma spectabile (orangethroat darter) is the source of this 6964-nucleotide messenger RNA. RefSeq names its product Rho guanine nucleotide exchange factor (GEF) 37 (gene arhgef37). Gene Ontology annotation, cellular component: cytoplasm. The coding region runs from base 127 to 2631 and encodes 834 amino acids. The record is from RefSeq and is a predicted model, not a curated record. The transcript is spliced from 15 exons. Gene Ontology annotation, molecular function: protein binding; guanyl-nucleotide exchange factor activity. NCBI's taxonomy places the organism in Eukaryota, Metazoa, Chordata, Actinopteri, Perciformes, Percidae.
CACACACACACACACACACACUUGUGAAUAAACACUCACACACUCCUGCCACAUGAGGCCCAGCAGCAGCCUGCUGUGUGUUAGUCACUGGGGAAAGUUACACUAGUGCAUGUGUGUGUGUUUUCAAUGCAGCAGCAGCGUCUCCUCUGCGGCAGAUUUCUACUUCAGUUGGGACAGAGCACAACAAGACAGAGAGAGAGUGGGGAGAUCGAGGUUCACCACAGCGGAAUCAAGGAUUUUACUCAAGUGAUCUCCAACAUGGAGGUGCCCAGGAGGCCUCAGCCCUCCUUCACACUACCUCUCCCUAAGCCGGCCUCAUCUGAUCUGUCUCCCCACGGAGCUUUAGAGAAGCUCUCCAAGAAAGAUGUAAUGAAAGAGAAGUUCCGGGAGACGGAGGAUGAAACCGCAGACACGGAUGAGUUUGGGGCAGAGACUUUCAGCACAGAGGAGGAUUUGAAUGCGUCGGUGUUUGUGGAGGCGCCUGCUGAGACCUCGGAACGUUUGGAUACAAAUACUUCCAAUCGGGAAACAAACGUCAGACUCUCCUCACAGGAUAGUUUCUCAGAGGACAGCUCAAUAUCAGAGGAGAGGUUGGCUGAGGAGGCAGAAGAGGCCAAAAAGAAGUCUAAAGAGGAGGAAGCGGCAGCUAAAGAGAGGGAAGCCCAGAGACAGAUGCUGGCCAUCGAGGAGCUGGUCCAGUCGGAGAGGAAUUACAUUCGACUGCUGGAAAUUAGCACCGUGACCAUCAAGAGCAACCUCCAGAAACUGCAGCCUCCUCCAGCCAACCUGGACAGCAUGUUUCUCUACAUCGAAGAUGUGAUUGACGUGUCAAGUCGACUUCUCAGCCUGCUGGACCAGAAACCGGUUGAGCCUGGAGACCCCCUCUUCCUGAAGACACUCUGUGAUUCGUUCCUCAGCCUGUCUUCAGACAUUGAGGCAGCCUAUAAGGAAUACCUGGCCAACUACACCAACAUUACAGUGGUGGAGAACGGCUACAAACAGAAGGAGGCGCUCUGGAACGAGAUUGUCAGAGUCAUCAAGGCCUCAGCGCCUGAAGUAAACGCCACCUCUCUGAGUUUCUUCUUGGUGAUGCCGGUGCAGCGAAUCGCCCGCUACCCCCUCCUCCUGCAGACCAUCCAGAAACACACUGAACGAACGCACCCAGCGUAUGGCCUUCUGGAGCAGACCGCUCACACCUCCAUCGCCUUGAACUGUCGCAUCAAUGAGUACAAACGCUUCAGAGAAGUUGCUGACAAAUACAAGAAGACAGAAACCUUGACCAUAAAGGACAAGAUCAACCGCCUCACCACACACAGCAUCGCAAAGAAGACAGCAAGGUUCAGCCAGCUCAUCAAACACGAGACUGGAAUAGCACCUAAGCUGGUGGAUGAGGAGUUUGACGCCCUGGAAGGUUUCUUUUAUGUUCUGGAACAUGGGAUCCUGGAGCUCCUUGAGAACGUGGAGACGUACCUGCACCACCUACAGGGAUUCCUGGCCUGCAAAACCGAGGAGUUUGAUUUAGAUAUGGAUGGAGAGAAGGCUCCCAUCUGCUACAAGGAGAUCACCACUGCUCUCAGACAGUGGAUUCUUCCUACAUUUGAGAAGAGGAUGAGGACGUUAAUCCACAAGCCGCUGUGUGCGCUCCGUGACCUCCUGGUGGGCCCGAGGAACCUGAUCAGAAAACGGCUGGACAAGCUGCUCGACUAUGAACUGAUAGAAGCCAAAUCCACUCUGAGCUACGAGGAACACGCUGUGGCCAACACAUACAGGACAAUGAACACGUUGCUCCUCAAUGAGCUUCCUCGGUUUAAUGAAGUGGCUCUGCAGAUGAUCUGGAGCAUGUUGGGCACGUUCAGCUGCCUGCAUAAAGACCUCGCCUCGGACAUGGAACAACUGUUCCAGAGCUUUGCACAACAGCUCCCUCACAGCUCCCUCAAUCCCAGUACAUUCUGGAAGUGGGCAGAGUCUGCAGUGCUGGAAGGUGCGGGAAGACUGGAGGCUUUGUGUCAAAGUGUAGAGGACACACUUAAUGCGCCUGCCGUCCAGCCUCUGAGUCCAUCCUCUCAGCGUCGUCUGAAGCAGCUAACAGAUAAGCACGGUUCUGGUAAAAUCUACCAGGUGAUGGGGACGGUGGUGGGCAGCCGGGACCUGGACCUGAACCUGGCCAGAGGCGAGCUUGUGGCCAUAAUCAGUGAGGCUGACAGCCGCGGGGACAAACGGAGAUGGCUGGUCGACGCAGGAGGCAGAAGAGGGUACGCUCCUUGUUCCAAGCUGAUCCGGUAUCACCAGGCAACAGAGGACCCGCCUUCUUCACCAUUCCUGACCCCGCCUGAUGGCAUGACAGAAAUCAGAAGACACUCCUACACUCCGGAGAGCCGGCCACUGACAGUCAUGAGCCGGCCAUGCUUCCAGAUACUGGCAGCAUAUGACUUCACAGCGAGAGGAAACCAUGAAGUUUCUCUUCGAGCCGGCGAGCCAGUUCGUGUCUUGGAGCGGCACGACAAACGUGGGAACCCUGAAUGGAGUCUAGUGGAGACGAGAGGUGGGAAGAGAGGCUACGUGCCCUCCAACUACCUCACAAUGGUUCCUUUGGGGACUGGGCCACCUGGCACAUACCAGCCUUACUGCUGAAAGGAAGGAGAGGAAAGAGCAGCAUGUACAAAAUGACUAGGGAUUCACCAACACUGUCUUUAAAAGGCCUACAGCAGUAUUUUUGUAAUGCAGGUGCACCUGCUUUUCAAACAAUAGCAUUAUUCUACAUAGUGACCAUCCGUUAUUUUCAUUGUCAAUGUCAAAAUCGGAUUCAUUUGAGGCAUUAAUACAAUAGUUAGAUGGCCACAUUGUUACUGUAGAACUAAAAGCCAAAUUCUGUUGAAAUGGGAUGACGAUAACCUUUGAGAUAUCCGCAGCGUUUUAGGAUGUCUCUGCUUUACUGUGGACAUGGUCCCACAGAAUGCUUUAUCUUACUCUGUGACACACUGGAAGAAAAUGAAGGAAGAUACAGCCCGUGUGCUGUAUUUUUUAUUUUUUCUUAAGAUGAUUUUUUGGGGGCUUUUCCCUUUUUAUUAGUGACAAUGGAUAGACAAGAAAGGGGGAGAGAGAUGGGGGAUGACACGCAGCAAAGGGCUGCAGGUUUGAUUCAAACCCGGGCCGCAUGCAGGACUCAGCCUACAUAGGGCGAACGCUCUCACUGGAUGAGCUAGGUCACCGCCCCCCCCCCCCCCCCCCGUGUGCAGGUUGUUACAUUGUGUCUUGCUCGUAAGCACUUUGGCAGGACAAAUGCUAUGGUCAGAUAGAAUUUUAACUCUGCAUCUUAAUGCUGAAGGACGAUCUAAAAGUUGCACUGCAAAUCCUCUCUGGUCCUUAUUACAAAGCACCAGAGAUGAUGGGGAUAAUGGUUUUGAAGGCGCAUGAGGGUCAGCUGAGCCCUACGUGAAGACGUAUCCCAGCAUCCUCAGCGAGACAUUAGGACACUUGAAUUGAAAACGAAAGGCUGCAUGUUCUCGUUGGAGCCUCUGUGUGUUUGCGAGCUAACUGCAACACUUGGACUCACACAGCGUGCGUGGUGCUGUACGUUGAUAUGAAGGUUGGUGUGUGUGUGGUGUGUGAUGUGUGGUGUGUGUGUGUGUGUGUGUGUGUUGUGUGUGUGUGUGGGUGGUGUGUGUGUGUGUGUGUGUGUGUGGUCUCCUCUCCUCACCUGGAGGCAGUAGCGGUACUGUAUUGAGACUGACAGGUACACAGCGCUCUCAUCAUCUCAGAUUGUGUAAUGUGAUGUAAAUGUUAAAUGUCUCAAGGGCUGAUUAGGAGAGAGAUAGAGAGAGGAGGAGAGUAGGUGGAGAUUAAAGACACAGGAUGGAAUUCAUACAGGGAGAAGAAGUAAAAGUGUUGGAGGGAAAAUGGAAAGAAGGAUGCGAGGAGGAAUAGCAGGCAGGCAGGAGACUCAGCAGCUCAGAGUCUUCCUUUUAUUCUGGAUGUGAAUUUUGUCUAAGCCUCCUUCAUUUUCCCACUCUAACCAUGAGCUGAUUUAAAAUAGACUCCUCUCUUCCUACAUUUAGUUUUGUAUCUGUAAAGUAGAUGUGUCACCGGUGUGCUUUCAUUUGCUCCUCUCCUAGUACAGUGCAAGACUAAAUUCCUUCUUGAGAUUGUUGCCUUGAAAAGAUUUUAAAUAGAUAUAAAAUAGUAUAGACAGAACUGAAGCGAACUUCUAAUGGAUUCAUAGGGACCUGGUGAGGCUUGUUGCUAUGGCUACUGUACAAUUAAUGCAGGUCGCGUCUCCCUGUGGCAUUUCUUCAAGUUGGAUGGACUGGGAAAACAUUUAGUUACCGCAGAAGUUAAGUUGUUUUUGUCGGUUUAGCAAAUGUCUUCCACUUCAGUAUCUUCUUGACACAGUGUUCAGACCUGCAUGACUGAACUGAAAAAGUACCAUGGCUUCAGUUCCUCCACUUCUGUAUUUAACAUGACAGAUUUAGUUUCAAUGCAUUUCAUUUUUUUAAUUCAGUGCAUUUUUUUUAAAGAAAACAACUCAUUGAAGUCUUUAUCUCCAUUACUUUAUGUAUGUUGUAUGUAUUUACAGCUACAAAUGUGUCUAUUGGGUGAAAAGGUCCAGAUGUCCACCCGUUAUAUUGAGCGGUCCCUAAUCCGACAGACUAAUUAAAGAGUAAGAAAACAUUCUUUAUGCCAGCAUUAAUGGAAAAGACCAAAAAGACUCGUCUGCACCAACUCUUACCCACCAUGUUGGAAAAGGGAUAAAAAGAAAACAAAUCUCUUUAGUUUAAUGUUUUUUUGUUAUUGUUGCAGUUUUGCCCCACCCUUUUCACUAAAUGCUCCAAUCACAGCUGAGCAAUAAUUCAUACGUCUGUGCAGGAGAGCAAGCUAGAUUCCCCAUUAUGUCCUCCUAGAGUUAUCAAAAUUAUUCUAUAAAUGUAUGAUUUGUUCUAGUUACAUGUGGGGCCUAUGCAAAUCUUGUCACAACUGUGCAGAGAUAAAAAUUAGAAUUUAAAGCUAUAGUGCGUAGUUUCUGCUACCCCCCUUUAGGAAUUCUAAGUAAUGACAUUAGAACUGUCUGCGCAUCUACAUGACACAAGCCUUCUGUGAUUGCGCACGUGCCCCCACCCCUCCUCCACGCAGUUGCUAGUAGCCAAGGAGGACACGGAGGAUUAAAAAAACCAUGAUGGACUUUACAGAAGAGGUCAUUACCUUUGCUUGAGCUUCUGCGCGGGAAAGUCACCGGACGCCACAAUCUUCUGAACAUAGUCCCACUGAGAAAUACAGAGGGAGUUGUGUGGAGCUGAUAGUCUUAAUUAGCUUUGUAGCAACUCGUUUGGAAAUAGCUUGAAUGUAGUGGACGAUCAUUAAUAUCAAAACAUUAUGCACGAAAGCUUCAGAGAUAUGCUCCCUGUUAAUCACUAAAUUCAUAUUUGGAUAAAGACAGUUUAUUAUUUGUUGUUGCUAGAUGUCUGUCUAAUAGGUGGACAACAUUAGUAUUAAGCAGUCACAAGACCGUUUCUACGCAGAGUUAAAAAGGGAUCAGUGUCAAUAUCCGGAUUUCCCUGCUUUUAGAGUAGGAUUUGAAUGUUUCGCAGCAGAGAAAUUUUAUAUAUUCGAAAUCAAGAAAGAAGCAGCGUUUGAGUCCUUCUUUUCGUUAUUCUUUCAUAUGUUUCCAACAUGGUGGUGUCUACUUGAUAUGCAUAUGACAUUCCUGAAAGUGGCACGUUGUUGCAUAAAAUAGAGCCUUUUUCCACUGGAUCGUGCUGUAUCAGCUGCAGUGCACGUGAAGCAGAGGGAGGGAGCUGCUCAGCUGGAGCUUAGCUGUUCCCGUUUGUCUGAAUGUCAGGACGGAGCAGAGCAGCAGGAGGGACAGCAAGAUCCAGUUUAUGACACAAGGGUGAGUGUGCGUGAAAUGUUACUAAUAUACCAAAAUAUUACAUGUCCUCAAGUUAAAUAUCAGGCUGAACUGAUGACAUUUUACCUGCCUUCAUCAGGCCAGUUGAGCGCGAUUGGAACAAUUCAGCCUAUGACAUUUUGUUAAAAACCAUGUAAUGGUUUUAAACCUUACGUUUUGGCAUGUAUUCCUCUUUUAAGUAUAUAUUUUUAAUUCCCAUCAAUGACAAAUUAACAGUGAGGAGCUGCUAUUUUUUAAUCCCUUACUUAUUCCCAGAGCAAAUAAGACCAAAAAUGUAAAUAAUGUUAAAAAGAAAAACUUAAUGAUUUCGCCACACACUUCUGGAAAACAUUGAGAGCCAUGUGUUUAUGAUAUUUAACCAUCAACAGUUAACAAUAAUGGAUAAGAAGUAAAGGGUGAUUUUUUUUUCUUUCUAUUAAAAAAUUAUUUCCAUCAGAAACUUUAGGUUAGCGCAUAAACAUAGUCCCUAAUUUGUGUUUAUGUGUGCGUGGAUCAAAGGAGGCUGCCAUUUUUCAACUCUCCACUAGAUAGAGUAGGAGAUCCUGUGUGUGUGUGUGUGUGUGUGUGUGUGUGUGUGUGUGUGUGUGUGUGUUGUGUGUGUGUGUGUGUGUGUGACCUCUUUACCUUUGACAGUAUUAGAGCUUGCCUGAGAACAGAGCCUGAACAUAAUCCUGUACAUUCUGUUCAUAUUUUUGGGGGGAUUUUUUUAAUUAUUGUUUUUAAUUAAGCAGCUGUCAUAACAACGUGUGAUGUGUAACGUGUUUAACCUGCUGAUAAUCUGGUUUCACCAUCUGUAAAUCAUUUCUGUCUAUAAUUUAUUGUUUUGUAACUGUGUUAAGUCAUGUUGUUGUUUCUUAACUUAUUUGAUGCCACAGGGCUACCUGAACACAACCAUAUAGUCUUUGAAGUGUUGCCAAACUUAUGAUUUUGAACACUCCACACACACACACACACACACACACACACACACAUACAUAGCAGAUGUCUGCAGCUCAGCAGUAGUAUCUGUCAGGGCAGCUGUGAACUGACUGUGUGUCUUCAAUAAAACUAACCAGAAACUUG